Molecule: messenger RNA, 2661 nt
Organism: Penicillium taxi
Lineage: Eukaryota; Fungi; Ascomycota; Eurotiomycetes; Eurotiales; Aspergillaceae
Exons: 1
Coding region: 1-2661 (886 amino acids)
Source: RefSeq, a predicted model, not a curated record
AUGUCUAGACUGGGUAGUGAAACUUACUCAUCUUCCGGAGCAUGUCUCUCGGGCAAUAUCUUAAGCCCUCAGCCCUACGCUCCUCAUAACAAGGACUUUCUCGCUUCCUUCGAAACCUCCCACCCUUCAGCCGGCGACAACGGAUCAGCAAUUGAUGAUGGUCAAAUCUCAACACAAGGCUCUGAAUACACUUCUUCUGGAUCAUCUACGCGAAAUUCCACUGGUGACAUCUUCGGUCGUGACUUGAGUGAGAUCGAACACGCUAAAUCAAGAGCAUCCAGCCGAUCGUCUCUAUCUUCAAUCCCAGCAUCAGUCCUCGUUCAUCCACUUGACCACAAAAAGCCGAUCGCAGCCAUGACUCUCCAUGAGAAAAUCACCGGGUAUAGCCCAGAAGAUGAUGAAGCAAGCUUUGGCGGGUUCGACGAUUCACACAGGAACAUUCGCACCAUCAGACAGCGCGAAGCCGUGUUUCGCAAGCCAAGCUCUGUCAGAGCUAUGCAGAUGUAUACUGAGGAUGAGGGCGAGGAUGACGAGUACCUGACCCCACCACGUCGUCGACCCGGCAUGCGGUCUCCGGGAUCCUCGUCGCUGAAAUACUACUCACCCAAUUCGUCGCUCAAAAAGCCCAAGGUGAAGAAGGAGUAUCCGCUUGUACUUUUGCAUUGCAAUCUGCUGCCGCCAUCGCUGCCUGUACCUGGUGCCUCGGAGCCGUGCAAUCAAAAGCUUGUCGAAGAGGUUCUUCCACUUCAGUAUUGGAAGCGAUGGCGUCGGCUGAGGGAUAGAGUAGGGGCUGGAGUUAUACGUGACCGGGGUGUUUUGAUUUCCCACCCUGAAGACCUAUACGAUGUGCUCGAAGAGCGGCUACUAGAGAGUCUUGAACUGCAGCGUGCAAGACUGCAACAGGGCCAUUUUCUUGGCCACGAGGAAAGUGCGCCCGGGUCAGAGGGUGAGCUCUCAGACAGAGAUGAGAGUGAGACGGAUGGCGAGCAGGGUGAUGAGUGUCCCGACUGCGGUGGACAUAUUCUUCGACACAAUGACGAUCCUAGCCGCAAGUGGGAGAUUCGUGUAUAUGCAGCGAACGGGUUGAUGCGCGCUGGUGCCUGGGCCGCUGCGUGGAAAGAGAUGGAGAAGGUGGAUGUCGAAGUCGGACUUUGGUUGCCAUCUGAUGUACGACGAGCACUUGAGAGGCGACUUGCGGAGGAAAUUCAAGUUGUCCCGGAGCAGGAAGUUCCUUCCCCUACGAUACUUGAGGAGAACAUGCAGCCACGAUCAAUCUCGGUCAAUGACAAAGUAGUAUUAUCUGCAGAAACUCUUCCCCAGUCUGCAUCGGAAACUUCUGGAUCAAUCUCAAGCCAAAAACCCAAGUCUGAGCAAGAAAUUGCCUUGCAAACCCUCCUUGUCAACUACAUCCGAGUUCUGGUCUGCGAUAAACGCAAUAUUGCCAUCUUUCUCUUAAGUGCCUUGGUAGUGUUUCUUUCCAUCGGAUCUCAUCUCCAACAGCCUUUCCUAUCUUCUUUGUCAGCUACGCAGGGGGCUGUUGAGACGACCGUUUGGGAUAUGGAUACAGCUGAGUCUGACACGAGUCCUUCGGUUGUUGUGUCUCCAUAUAUCGUCAGUGAACACGCUACAUCUAUCAUAGAUACUCAUACCCCUGUGCUUGAGUCCAUGAUACCCUUUGAGACUAUAGAGACUCUCAUGGAACCUCAUGCCUCCGAUGGGACACACACCACUAAUGAAGCUCCUGAUAUUGACGAAACUCCUGCUGUUGAUGAAGUUCCCGCUGUUGAAGAAACUCCCGAUAUUGAAGAAACUCCCGCUGUUGAUGAAACUCUCGCUGCUGACGGAGCUCCUGAUGUUGAAGAAACCCCCGCUGUUGAAGAAACCCCCGCUGUUGAAGAAACCCCCGCUGUUGAAGAAACUCCCGCUGUUGAAGAAACUCCCGCUGUUGAAGAAACUCCCGCUGUUGAAGAAACUCCCGCUGUUGAAGAAACUCCCGCUGUUGAAGAAACUCCCGCUGUUGAAGAAACUCCCGCUGUUGAAGAAACUCCCGCUGUUGAAGAAACUCCCGCUGUUGAAGAAACUCCCGCUGUUGAAGAAACUCCCGCUGUUGAAGAAACUCCCGCUGUUGAAGAAACUCCCGCUGUUGAAGAAACUCCCGCUGUUGAAGAAACUCCCGCUGUUGAAGAAACUCCCGCUGUUGAAGAAACUCCCGCUGUUGAAGAAACUCCCGCUGUUGAAGAAACUCCCGCUGUUGAAGAAACUCCCGCUGUUGAAGAAACUCCCGCUGUUGAAGAAACUCUCGCUGCUGACGAAGAUCCUGAUGUUGACGAAGCUCCUGAUGUUAACGAAGCUCAUGCUGUUGACGGAGCUCCUGCUACUGAGGAAUACGACAAAGUUUCUGCUGGCGAUGAAACUCCCACUCCUCUUGAUGGAACUAAUUCAGUCUUUCCAUCGGGUGCUCUUGACACCAAAACCGAGUUAGCUCAUACUGCACUGCCUUCUCAGCCUUCGCCAUCAUCUCACUCAGAUGCUGAGUCUACCAACUCUAAGACUGUCACCUCCACUGAAUUGGAGGGAAAAUCACAGCUUGAGACAGAUAAUGCCGAUGAAAAUGAAAUCAAUCAACGCCUCAUGGAGCCAUCCAGUGAGUCAGCUGAAUAA